UAGCGUCUGUGUCGUUAACACGUGACCGAGUUUGUGCCCGUCGGUCAAUUACUAGCCGAGCGGAGAGGAUGGCCGGUAAUGGAGGUUUGGAGAAGCUGGACGUGGGCGAACUGAGUGCUGAGCAGCAGGAGAUGCUGCGACGCUUCAAGAGCAAAACGAAGAUCGACAACGAGAAGUAUCUGAGGUCGCACCCAGAGGUCGAGGUGUUGAUGGCGGACUUCCUCAGAAAUGUGCUUUGUAAAGGGCCCGCCGACAUCCAUGAGUUUGCUGCAGAUCACUUCUCCAAUCCAGAUCUUCAUGUGGUUAUUGGCUCCAAAAUUGAAGGAAACAUGGAGUGAAACAAACCCAACAGUCACGAUGCUUCUCCUUUGUGUCUUUCUGGACUCUGUUUUAAUAAAAAUCAAAGACACUAA
Molecule: messenger RNA, 413 nt
Organism: Cyclopterus lumpus (lumpfish)
Lineage: Eukaryota; Metazoa; Chordata; Actinopteri; Perciformes; Cyclopteridae
Gene: riiad1
Product: RIIa domain-containing protein 1
Exons: 4
Coding region: 69-338 (89 amino acids)
Source: RefSeq, a predicted model, not a curated record